AUGCUCAAACUUUUAGCCCUUUGCCACAAACCCUAACUGGGCCACCAACUAAUUAUUAAGAGCAAUAUCAAUAUAUAUAAUAUGUAUCAUCCAUUUGUCGAUCGAUCUGUUGUGUUCUCUUCACUAUUUUCAUGAUCUUUUUGUAGCACUCCAUGUCUAGAUCAUGAUCAGCUAGAGCCCUCCUUUCUUUUAUUCUCCCUUUCUAUCUCCUGUCGCUUUUGCGGAUAAUAUAUACCCAAAUUUCUGCAAGCCAAGUUCAUCACUCAUUUUGAUUUUUGAGAAAGGAGGAUGGGACAUCACUCAUGUUGCAACAAGCAAAAGGUGAAGAAGGGGCUAUGGUCACCAGAAGAGGAUGAUAAACUCAUCAAGUACAUUUCAGCCAAUGGCCAUGGUAGUUGGAGCUCAGUUCCGAGACUUGCCGGCCUACAGAGAUGUGGAAAGAGCUGCAGACUAAGGUGGAUAAAUUAUCUUAGGCCAGAUUUAAAACGCGGGAGCUUCUCUUCCCAAGAAGAAGCCCUCGUCAUUGAACUCCAUAGAAUUCUUGGUAACAGUUUUUUGGACAGGUGGUCUCGGAUAGCCAAGCACCUACCUGGAAGAACAGAUAAUGAGGUGAAGAAUUUAUGGAAUACAAGCAUAAAGAAGAAGCUCCUGUCCGGUACUGAUGGCGCCGUUCCUGCUUUAGGAACCUUUCCUGUUAUUGAUCAGUACAAUCCUAGUACAGGUUCAGAUGAAGCUGGUUUCUUACCUCUAAAUGAUCCGAACCCUAACUUGAUCCUAAAAUCUCAACAAUAUCAGCUACAGUACUUUACCCCUCCAAUCACGAUGCUACGAGAUUUAGAUCAUCAUGGUGAACAGAACAAUAACUUUCGUCCCAGUACUUGGGUUCAUUUUCCAACUCUAAUCCCAUACUCAUCAGAUUCAUGCAGUAGUAUUACUUGGUCGCUAGGGUAUGAUCAUGCUCAACCUCAUGACGAUUCAGUAGUACUAAUUGAUCCCAAUCAAGAAGAAGAUCAUCAGAAUUUCAGCCUGAGAUCAGCACCAGCUCCGCAUGAUGAUAGAAUUGGCCUAAUUAUCAAUAAUCCAAGUAUCACAGAUCAACCGCCUGAUAAUAAUGCAACAAUAUUGGCACCCGAAAUGCCGGAGCUCUAUGAAAUCAUCAAUUGUGGCAUUAGAGUUGGUAGCAAGAGCGGAUGCACCUCCUUCACCAGAAAUUAAUUAACAGUACUGCGCCCGGCCACCGGCUAGACACUAAUGUUGAUGAAGCUUCUACUUGGGUCUUGUCCACGUGAUUCAUCCACAAGCUAGAUAUUCCAGCCAUUCAAACGGAGUACUAUAUACAUUAAUUAUUACAACGUCGUGCCAUCAUAUAUAUAGUCUUGCUCUUCAUCAUUGCCACCACUAGCAGCUAGCUAGGUGCAUAUAUAUGGAACUGCCUGCCGUUUGUCUCUAAGCGAAAUCUGUCUUCAAUCUGGGAAGUCUGGACAUGGUAUGGCCGUACUUUGAAUCUUUGAUUGCACUAGUAUAGGAACACCAGUGUACUGCAGUACUGUCGCUAGCUAGUUCAAGCUAUUUAGCCUAUACAAAUUAAAUAAUAAUGUGUGGGAUAAUUUCUUGACAUGUCUGUAAAUAACUUAGUACUAGCUCAAUAUAUAUUUUACUAUGAAAUACUCUGA
Messenger RNA from Juglans regia (Persian walnut), 1673 nucleotides. RefSeq names its product transcription factor WER-like. The transcript is spliced from 3 exons. Lineage: Eukaryota; Viridiplantae; Streptophyta; Magnoliopsida; Fagales; Juglandaceae. The record is from RefSeq and is a predicted model, not a curated record. The coding region runs from base 289 to 1215 and encodes 308 amino acids.